GCCGUGUCCGCGUCCGUGGUCUUUGUGCUUUUCAAGGGUUCCGUCGCCACUAACGCCGCCGCCGCUACCGCCGCCGCCGACGCCGCCUCCGACACACACUGCGUCGCCGUUGUUGUCGGUUGACGAUUUUUAUAUUGUUCCGUCAGUCGUCCAUAUAAUAUUACACACGUCUCACGAAAGUGUUCGCAAUUUUUAUAAUAUCGUACCCGCAGUCGAUACUGUUUAUUGUUGUAAAUUUUUUUUUGUUCACGUCGAUCGUUUCGCAUAAUAAUAAUAUAUAAUAAUAUUAUUUAGUGUUCGUUUUUCGAGACUGUUUACUCGCGUCCGUCUGUAUUAUAAAAUAUAUUGUUACCGGUACGAAUUUGUUAUAUUUUUUUAAGUUUUUGAUUCUCGCGAAACGAGUCAUGUCAGACGAUGAUCAGUGCUGUUCGUGAUUAUUAGACGCGAAUUUCCGUCUUCCGCGUGCACUCGGAAGUCGCGUAUCCCGCGCUCCACCGUGUCUUGCCCGGAGGAAGUAUCCCGCACAUUGCAGAAGCCGCCACACCGAAGUAACUCCAUCACGAUCAUGACCAGAAGGAAGCAACACUGCCCCAAAAGGAUGAAAUGGGAAGGUGGUGAAGGCGAAGAGCCACCAGCGGGCUACCAGGAAGACGACGGCGGCUGUCCGGAAGACGACGAGGACGAAGAGGAAGAAGAGGAGGAGGGCGUGUCCGGCGGAUCGUCCGGCUCGCCGCCGAGGUCUCCCAUCCCGUCGAGCACGGACGUCGAACAAGACGCGGUCGCUAACGAGCGUUUGCCUCUGAGAGAAACAAACAGUCCGUCUAAAAUGAGUAGAGGGUCGCCGAGGAGCGAAUCGAGUCUUCCGCCCUACGAAGUACCGUUGUUGGCAACCGUGUCUCCGGGACGUUCGCCACCAUCAUCGGACGUGCUGGACUUCAGUACGAAAAGGCCAGCCAGCCCACCGGCUCCUUCCCAGCCUGCAGCAAUGAACCUCAGCAGCAGCAACGACGACUCACCAAUCGACCUGACUAUCAGGAGCAAGAAAAUAAAACUCGACCCGUCGCCGGUAUCGCCGUCCACGGACGCGUACAACCGGAUGAGCAGGCCGUGGGCACAGUACACUACACCGGUGAUCAGGCCCAUAUCCAGGGGAGAGAUGAUGACGCCGCCGAGUGACCCGGUGCACAUGUGGAACGGCAAGCACGGCAAAAUGACGUAUGGAUCGUUCCCAUCAGCGGCGAGUGACGCCACCAAGGCGCUGGAGAAGAUGUGCGAACUGAGCAAGCUUCAAGACGAACCGAGAUCGGUGCUGGCGCCGAGCUCGGGACGGCACAGCGCGUGGCAGUCGCAUUGGCUGAACAAAGGAGCCGACCAGACCAAAGACGUGCUCAAGUGCGUCUGGUGCAAGAUGAGUUUCCCCACGCUGCAGGCAAUGUCUACGCACAUGGCCGAGACAAAACACGGCGCCGCUUCUGCUCAAAGCAUCCAGCCACCCCCACCCCCACCGCCGCCACCUGUGUCCGCGUCUUCCGGGCACAAAAACGAUCUCAACAUGUUGAUCAAGGAAACAAUGCCACUGCCCAGGAAGUUGGUACGCGGCCAGGACGUCUGGUUGGGAAAGGGCGCGGAGCAGACUCGACAGAUACUCAAGUGCAUGUGGUGCGGCCAGAGUUUCAGGUCACUACAAGAGAUGACCACGCACAUGCAGCAGACCCAACACUACACCAACAUCAUUUCACAAGAGCAGAUCAUAUCGUGGAAGUCCGCGGACGAGAACAAGUCGUCGAGUGGCGCUAGCAGCAACGCGAGCGCCGCGUCCACCAGCUCGCCGGCCGGAUCGGUGAACACGUCCGCCAAUCACGUCAGUGCCGUGCUCACGUGCAAGGUGUGCGACCAGGCGUUCAACUCGCUCAAAGAAUUGAGCGUGCACAUGGUGAAGAACGCACAUUACAAGGAGCACAUGAUGCGGUCUAUCACGGAGGGUAGCAACAGGCGCCGGCAGACACGAGAGAAACGGAAGAAAUCGUUGCCGGUGCGCAAGCUGUUGGAGCUGGAACGGGCCCAGCACGACGUGAAGAACGGCGACGGAGGAUAUCCGACGGCCGGUGGUGGGUUCAAGGCAGUCAACGACACCAACCACCGACUGGGCAGGAUCAUCUGUGAGAAGUGUGGUGAAAAGGUUGACGUGGCCAGCUUCAUGGAACACUUGCGGGUGUGCGUGACGAUGACGGCGGACCAGAAAAACUUACUAAAGACCGCACUGAUGUCGCAGAACUCGAUGUCUGGGGCGAUGGCAGAACCGAUUCGGGAGAAGAGACCCAAGAAGGAGCAGGACAGAUCUCAUGCGGCGGCUGACCUGUCGAUGAACAAACCAGCCGCGGCCGCAGCCACCACCGGUUCGUCGCCGUCCGUACUCAACGCCAUCGAGAAGCUGAUCGAGAAGAGUUUCGACUCGCGGCUCCGUUACGGGACUUCGGCCACGGGUGCUUCGAUCGGCGAGAGCAUACUCAAGCGGUUGGGCAUCGACGAGAGCGUUGACGCCACCAAGCCCAUAAUGGACGUGCAAGCGAUGAGCUUGCUGCGCAGCUAUCAAUCGCUGGGCCGGCACGAGCGGAGUGGCAGUGAGUCGAGCUCAAUGUCACCCGAGUUGGCAGCCAUGCGAAGCGAUUCGACCACGCCAGACCGAAAAUACGAGCCAGCCGACUAUCAGCGCAUGCGAUCGGUGACGCCCAAGUCGACGCCCGAGCGGCACAGCUCGCCCAAGUCGACGUCUUCGUCGUCCGGCAAAGGAGGUCACGGUGGCCAGGAGAUCGCCGGCGGCGUGGAAGUCAAGACCGAGCCGACCGGCGGGCCCGAUGAAGGGUGCGUCGCCGGUGACUUUGAAGUGAAGAAAGAAUAUGUGGACGAAGACGACGUGGUGGCCAAGAGUCCGGCAGAGCGGCGUGCCAGGAGCCGGGAAUCGGCAGAGGGUUCGGUGGCGGACGAGACGAACGGAUCGAGCCGGGGCCCGACACCGACCAAUGUCAAGAGCCCGCCAAGUCCGGCCGGCAGCGACAAGUCCACAACGGACAACGGCAAGAAGACGCCGGUAACGUCCAGCAGUCUGGGCGCGCUGUCGUCGAUGUUCGAGAGUCUGACCUCGGCUGCGAACAUCGGAGGCGGCGGUUCGUCGUCUUCCGCCAACGGCGACGGGGGAGGCGGUGGAAAGAGCGGUGGAGGCGCUAGCAGCCACCCCCUGGCCGCUCUUCAGAAGCUCUGCGACAAGACGGAGAACCACCAUCACCCGCACAACCACCAUCACCACCACCGACCCAGCAGCCGUUCGUCGUCCAACGCGUCCGCCACCAACGGUGGACCCGCGCAAUCCAUGUCACCGCCCGCGUCCAUCACGGGCAGCACCGCGCCCGGCGCGAUCUUGGCGUUUAGCUGGGCGUGCAACGAUGCCGUGGUCACUGGCGAUUCGAUCAUGAAGUGCGCUUUUUGCGACACUCCGUUCAUAUCCAAGGGCGCGUACCGGCAUCACCUGUCCAAAGUGCAUUUCGUCAAGGAAGGCAUCACGCCCGAACCGAUCAUGCUGAAACCGGCCUCGUCGUCUUCGGCCGCCGCCGCCGCCGCUGCUGCAGCCGCUUCGUGCCACCAACAGUCUUCGUCGUCGUCCGCGGCCCAUUCGCCUUCGCCUUCGCCCUCGUCUUCUUCGCAACACAAGUCGUCUCCAAAUCACAACAACAACAACAGCAGUAACAACAACAACAACAACGGGUCGCCGUCCACCUCGGCCGGCGCCGGCGGAGUGAAGAGUCCCGAAGCCAAAAACGGUGGCGGUUACGACGAGAGUCCGCAUUCGAAAUUCCUCAAGUACACAGAGUUGGCCAAACAGCUGUCCAGUAAAUACGUCUAGUCAACGCGACAACGCACAUUUAACGCGCGUCCGUUAUUACAAGCACGGUGUAUACGAUGAUCACGUCGUCAUCGCGGUACCUAUUUUAUAAUAUUAUUUUGUAUUAUACACAUAUUGUUGAUUUCACUAUAUAUUACGACCGACGUACGUCCGUUUUUGGUUAAAAAUAUCGUUCGUGCUCGUCAACUCCCCCUGUACAUAUUAUGACAUAGAUUCCGAACGUUUAUGUAUACACACGCCCUACAUAAAAUUCAUUAUUAAACGUCUAAAACUUCUACUACUACCUACUACCUACAACUAUAACUAUACCAACACUACAAGUACUAUUACUAAAAAAUAUAGACGCCUAGCGUGAUGUCAAAAAAAAAAAUCAUAUUUUUCAAUAUUAUGUACUUAAUCUUCCAUGUAUGAUGUAUGCGAAUUGUAUGGCGUCAAAACCAUUACCUAAAAUACAAAUGUAUACGCGUUAGGAAAAUAACGAAACAGUGAAUUGUUUUUUAAUUUUUAUUUUGUUAAACAAUUUUUAAGAGAAAACUAAUUCGCGAAAAUCAAUAUUUAUUAUAAUAUAUAAUAAUAUAUACAUGUUAUAUAUUAUUAUUAUUAUCAUAACACGAUACGCGAACGAAUGUCCUUUAUAUUAUGUAUACGCGUUUACUCGAUAAUAUUAUUAUUAUUAUUAUUGUCCGCGUCGUUAGACUAGCGACAUUUUAUUAAAAUAUGAUAUAUAAAAAAUGUUAAAUUAUUUAGUACGAUAUUUGUAACACUAUUACGUUUACGAUACGUUUCUGCUCAUACGCUACAUAAGUGUUCUGUGUUAAAACGGAUGUAACUUUAAGGAUAAAACAUUUUAAAAGGCUGUCACGUCAACUAUGUAUAACGAUUAAUGCUUAAGUGUAGAGUUAAUUAUUUUAAUCGACGAUAGGUUAAGGAUAUAUUCAUUUUCCGGUUAGACGUUUCCGUCUCGCGGAAACCAUUCCACUUUAAAAACUAAACAAUAUUUAUAUUAUAUAAAAUUUAAAAAAAAACCCACAAAAAAAAAACAAUUAUGUAUACUUAAAAUAUUGUUUUUCGAAAAUACUACGUCGCGUUCCUAAUCCGACUCGUUUUAUUUGCGUUCGGCUACAGACAAAAAAAUUAAUAAUAAUUGAAAAGGACGGUACCGGCCACGAUCGGUCUCGCACACUCGAAUUUUAAUAACAUUCAUUCAACCCGUUCCCCGGAGGAAUUAGUUUUUUUUUUUUAUUAUAGUUAUUACCUAAUUAUUAUUAAUCAGCCAGUAAGCAAAAUAGUUAC
This is a messenger RNA of Metopolophium dirhodum (rose-grain aphid), 5191 nucleotides long. RefSeq names its product protein tiptop-like. Gene Ontology annotation, molecular function: DNA binding; DNA-binding transcription factor activity, RNA polymerase II-specific. Bases 566 to 3898 code for a protein of 1110 amino acids. Gene Ontology annotation, biological process: regulation of transcription by RNA polymerase II. NCBI's taxonomy places the organism in Eukaryota, Metazoa, Arthropoda, Insecta, Hemiptera, Aphididae. Gene Ontology annotation, cellular component: nucleus. The record is from RefSeq and is a predicted model, not a curated record. The transcript has 3 exons.